Helianthus annuus (common sunflower) is the source of this 2241-nucleotide messenger RNA. RefSeq lists its product as uncharacterized. Gene Ontology annotation, biological process: chromatin remodeling. The coding region runs from base 536 to 2062 and encodes 508 amino acids. Gene Ontology annotation, cellular component: Ino80 complex. The record is from RefSeq and is a predicted model, not a curated record. NCBI's taxonomy places the organism in Eukaryota, Viridiplantae, Streptophyta, Magnoliopsida, Asterales, Asteraceae. The transcript is spliced from 7 exons.
GACUAGAAAGAGAGAAGAAACGAGAAGCAAGCGAUCAGGAAGAAACGAGGCAAGAGAGAGAAAUACGGGCGGGUCAUACACAAACGGGUCACGGAUCCGGGUGUAACCCAAGAAACAAAAUCACUCGCAGGGGCUGUGUGAUAAGAAAUGAAAAAAAUGGAGAAGAUUACGACCAUCUCAUCCCUCUCUUUACCACUACACUCAUUACCCCUCCUCACCCCCAAAUACCCAAACCCUAAUUUCCCCAAUUCACCUUCACCCCGUUUAUAUAAUCCAUCCAUCCAUCCGUUUUAUUUUACUUCUACUCUCUCUCUCUCUAUCUCUAUACCUCUCUCUCUCUAUAUCCUCUCUAUCUUACGCUACCUCUUCUGUUAUCUCGCAAGGGUUUCGACUUUCCUACGGCGAUCGAAGCGGUUCCAGUUUCAGUUUCUGUUCGUUUCGUCAGGGGCAUAUAGCAUUCCAAUUUGCUGCAUUACUGGGCUUCCAUGUGGGUGAUUUUUGCCAACAUUUAAUUGUUGGCUAAAAACGGAGCAAAAUGGACGAGUUGGUGGGAGGUCCUCUGUUUGACGGCAUCGGGAAUACCUUUAGAAAAAAGAGGACACAAACCUGCAGAAGGCCUAAACCAGAGGUUCAAGCUUUACCUGAAAAUCAUGAUCAUGCAUCUCUAUCAUCAACACCAUCAGAUGAUGCUGGAAAGAUAUCGAGCGAUGAGAAUGCUGUUGAUGCUAAUCCUAAGAGAAAAGUAUUUAAUCUUAAUCAAUGUGCUACUAAAACGGAAGGUGAAUACUCACGUAAGAGAGCUCAAAUGAAUGAUGGGAAAUAUAAUAGUAAUGGAGGUUUGAUAGAUGCAAAUGAAGGUGGAAAUGAUAACAAAUUAAAGAAAGUCAAACUUAAGGUAGGUGGUGUGACUCGGACUAUUCAACCCAACACCAGUUUUGGAGCUUCAAAGAAUUCAGGAUCUUUAGAUUCCUCUCGUUCCAGGCCAAAAUUAAUACUACAGGACAAUUCCGACGAAGACGAUUCUCCUGCCCUAAGUAAAAAGAUCGGUUUACAAGGGAUUCCUUGGAAGGAUUUCUCAAAGGGCGGCUUUACUCUCGGGAGAGAAAACACUUCAAUGGGCAAGAAUUCGGGAGCAAAAGAGAAAUCGGAUCGGGCCCGGAAGAGCAAAAGGAUACCGAAGAAACGGGUCCUAGAUGGUGAUUUCAUUGAAGAAGAAGACGACGAUGAGAUACGGUAUCUUGAAAAACUCAAGACGGUUAGGGUUGCUGCUGCAAGCAGAGAUUAUGACGAUGAGUCGAGUAAGAAACACAGGAGUCUUUCUAGGGUUUCUAAAGAAGAUCCGAGCGUGUUGAGAUCAGGUAGGGAUAGUGUAUCUGCUGAUACCGAUUACGAGGAGGAAGAUUUGGUAUUAUCUGAUCAUGAAAAUGAAGGAAAUAAAGGAAAGAAACCGAGGAAGGAUUCUCCCGAUUCUCCAAAUGAAACCAAGAAGGAAACAACCCUCACUUCACGCCAACGGGCCCUACUUUCUGGUCGGGAUUCCGCAUCUGCUGCUACUCAAAUCGAGUUUCCAAAUGGAUUGCCACCUGCCCCUCCUCGAAAGCAAAAAGAGAAACUUACAGAAGUGGAGCAGCAACUUAAGAAAGCUGAGGCUGCUGAAAGGCGCAGGAUUCAGAAUGAGAAAGCAGCUCGGGAAUCAGAGGCUGAAGCAAUCAGGAAGAUACUUGGUCAAGAUUCAAGUCGGAAGAAACGAGAAGACAAACUAAAGAAGCGCCAGGAAGAGUUGGCUCAGGAAAAGGCUGCCAAUGCAAAAACGCUAGCACCGAGCACUAUUCGAACUGUUAUGGGGCCAACUGGAACUACUGUUGCAUUUGCUGAAAAUAUUGGCCUGCCUCAUAUUUUUGACCCCAAACCCACCUGUUAUCCUCCUCCAAGGGAAAAAUGCGCUGGACCAGAUUGUACCAAUGCGUACAAGUAUCGAGAUUCGAAAUCAAACCUACCUCUUUGUAGCCUCCAAUGUUAUAAAGCAGUUAAUGCGAGGAUGGAGUCUGAAGCCAACCGCUAGUGUCAUGAAGGUACAUUUGAUGCUACAGGUGUUGGUAGGUAGGGGGAGUGACAGUGAGAGAAUCAUAGUUUUGUCUUAACAACAUUGAGAUUAUCAAAUUAAUGGAGUUUGCAUUGGUACUAUGUUUAGAGGCAACCGUUUUUUUAAUUAGCCAGUCUUUUAUUUCUUGGGGCUUUGAA